Acaulospora colombiana is the source of this 1202-nucleotide messenger RNA. Lineage: Eukaryota; Fungi; Glomeromycota; Glomeromycetes; Diversisporales; Acaulosporaceae. The record is from the annotation of a GenBank genome assembly.
AUGCUACCCCUCCCUCUGCUCACCCUCAAUCUAUCAUCGACUUCCUAUCUCGACACUGUGCUCUACGACGCGGCAUCGCACUGUCUCACAACAAACAAGUCGAAUGCAAAGGCACUGUUUAGCAUCGAGACGAGGGCUAACACCACCACCCUCUACCGCGCAGACCACAAGGGCCUCAACCUCAAAUACGACGCCGUCGCAGACAUCCAGUGGCCAACGAACGCGUCCUCCAACUCCAAGUCGUUGUCCGCGGCGCGCGUCACAAUCCUCAACGGGCAGCCUCAAUCUGCUGGAAGUUUUCUAAAGAAGACCGUGUUGGGAGGCCACGCCUGCACAUCCCAUCGCGCCGUCGCUACAUUUGAGCCCUCGAGUUCAUUCGCAGCGGGCACCUGGGGCCGCUCAAAGCAGGCCACGUCCAUCCCCAGCCGUCUCUCCAUUUACACCUCUUCGGUCUCCCAGCACCAAGAACAUAUCACAGAAGAGUACCAGGGCGUCGACGUUCUCCUCAUCAUCUAUUUGAUCGUCUCGUCUAUUUUGCUCACCACCCCACCGGACGCGUGGAUGAACACGUUCCAGUCCGCCCUCUCGCCUAUCACCGCUACGGCUCUCUCGCCCGUCACCAGGAGCACCAGCAUGAUGGGCUCAAAGAGGAGUAAUUCCAGCAAGGGGUACACCAAGCCUAAGAUUGACUUGCUCGAGACGGGGCCGACGGAAUUGUACAGUUACCCGGCUUCGUCCAAGUCGUCGCCUCACGUCCACAUUGUGCGCAGUCUCUUCCACAACAACAAUACGAACAAUAGCCACAUCAUCAAGGCGUACGGCUCUCCUGUCUCCUCCUCCUCUACAUCCUCGAGCCACCACUCGCCCACAUCAUCACUACCCGCCAGCCCUAUAACCCCAAACGUUGAAUUGUCGCCCAUCACCAACGAGACGUUCGCCACUCAACAACACUACAGCGUGUAUAGCCACUAUCAUGGUGGACCACCACCUACACCGAUCGUCACCACCACUCGCUCGUCGUCGAGGUGUUCGUCGCUCAACGGGUUUGGCGGACGAAGACAACAGGCGUCGACAACGUGCUCGAGCCAAGGACAUAGUCCAUACAUUGGAACUCGCGAGUUGCAUUCGCAACCGGGUCCGAACGCCAUCACACCUUACCAUUUGCCACCCGCUCCCACUCACGCACCACCUACUAUCCCAAG